Molecule: messenger RNA, 849 nt
Organism: Exophiala bonariae
Lineage: Eukaryota; Fungi; Ascomycota; Eurotiomycetes; Chaetothyriales; Herpotrichiellaceae
Exons: 4
Coding region: 1-849 (282 amino acids)
Biological process (GO): fatty acid beta-oxidation
Cellular component (GO): peroxisomal matrix
Source: RefSeq, a predicted model, not a curated record
AUGGCCGAGUAUUCAUACUCGGAUAUCGUCUUCGAAGUCAAAGGAAAGAUCGGAAUCAUCAAGUUCAAUCGUCCAAAGACUCUCAACUCUUUCGGCGGAAAUCUAAUUGUCGAUACAAUCCACGCACUUCGCGUCCUCGACAAUCAUGCCGACACCAUUUUCACCGUCAUUACUGGGUCGGGACGCUUCUUCUCGUCCGGUGCUGAUGUCAAAGCUGAGGCUUCAGGGAGCCAACCCGGCUCAAGCACCACAUCCUCGAACGCGCUCAAGAAGCUCUCCAUCCUGAAUCGCAUUUCCCCCUCAACACAACUCGUACAUUCCCUGAUCAAACAUCGCAAAGUCCUCGUCCUAGCGAUGAACGGCCCCGCCGUCGGCGGCGGCGCAGCCUGGUUCCAAGGGGUAUCGGACAUCGUCCUCGCGUCGGCCACCACGUACUUACAAUGCCCGUUCUCGGCGCUCGGCCUGGUUCCGGAAUUCGGAUCCGCGACCAGCUUCCCGCAGAGCAUUGGCGUGCAUCGCGCGAACGAGAUCCUGAUGCUUGGGCGGAAGGUCGGCGUCGAGGAGCUCGUGCAAUGGGGGAUGGUGAAUCGGGUGUUUGCGCACGAGGGGUUUCAUGCUCGUGUCGUCGAGUUUUUGGACGAGAUGCUGGAGGAGAAUGAUGGGGUGUCCAUGUUGGAGGCGAAGCGGCUGCUGAGUGCCGAGCUGAGGCCCGGCAGGCUGUUGGCGCUGUAUGAGGCGGCGGAUGCCGUGGCGGAGAGAUUCGUUGACGGGGCUCCGGCGGAGCGAUUCGUGAGAAAGAGUCAAUUGCUGGCAGAGAAAUCGAAGCGGAAGUUGACGCCAAAGUUGUAG